Paramuricea clavata is the source of this 1574-nucleotide messenger RNA. The record is from the annotation of a GenBank genome assembly. Lineage: Eukaryota; Metazoa; Cnidaria; Anthozoa; Malacalcyonacea; Plexauridae.
CUCUUAAAACAAAGGGAAUUGAAUGUGCAGCUCGGGUAAGCAGACGUGAGUUUUUCGUCGCUUAGCGUAAGAAUAACAACGUCUGCGAGCAGGCUAUCGGCUCGAAUGAUAACACUUACCUGGACUUUGAUAAUUUCGGAUAUCACAAAAACCUCGUCCAAUAUAUAAAUGAUUUGUUAAAUACAGAUAGUCCGUGGUAGGGCUGCACUGACAAUGUCUUAUAAAUCGGCUUGUCUAGGUUCUUUAGAAGAGGUCGUUGAGAAUCUUGUUAAGACUUGGGAAAUGGAAGCAUCACAUAAGAAGAACAUCUUACAAUGGACGACAAUAGAUCAUGGAAAUUACUGUAUUCAAACUAAUGGAGGAGAAAUACUUGAUGGCGUGAAAGCGUUUGAAAUUGGAAACUAUAAUGCACUGUUAAAAGGAUGUCCUGCUUACGAAAAGUGUAAGUGUAGUAAGAUAAUUCUUCAUUUGAGUAAAAACCGAACUCAAGGAGAACCGUUUUCACAGUAUGAAAACGGUUUGAACUUAGAAAUUGUAAUGGUGCAGAUAAUCAUACCAGUUGAGACAUUAAUUAUUUAAUUUGUACUAGCAAUUAAUUAAUUUACCUCUGUAUUUUUUGGCUUGAAAAAUGAGGCGAUACUUGUAAUGUAUAAUAUUAUAUAAUUUCUUACACACCCGACCAAGUAAUAAAAAACAACGUAAAUUUGACGCAAAAUAUAAUUGAAUGACUAAUAAAAUGAUUAAAAUCUAUUAUUAUACAUUCUACUCUAGUCACUAAACUCACUACGAGUGUGUUCUGAUUGACGGCCAAUUGACCAAUUCGAAAAUUACUGAGCUACCUCCCAAAUUUUGUAUUACUUUAUAUUUUUUCAGUAUAGAGCUAAUAAACAAUUUUUGAACAAAGAAUAUAUCAUUUCAGAAAAAUAGUAAAAAUGUAAGAUUGAAAACAAAAGCUGGCAGAAGAAUUUGUUAGUGAUUUUGUUACUUUUUAGAUGGCUUGGAUGAUCAUUUUGAAAAGUCACACGAUCUGUUUCGCGAUGCGUUAGUUAACGGUUUUCCAUGGGAAGUGCUAAACGUUUUCAGUGGUCCACCAAAUGUCGUGUUCACGUGGAGGCAUUGGGGUGAAUUCACAGGAGAAUAUCGUGGUCGUCCAGGCAACGGGGAGCUCGUUGAACUGUACGGUAUGCUUCGUGUAACCGUCAACAGUGAUUUGAAAAUUCAAAAAAUUGAGGCAUAUUUCGAUGGGACCUCAUUUCUUGAGGCAAUGGAAGGUAAAGUUGACCCAAAUGAAUUGCGUCAUGGUCGUGCGUUGCUAGGCGAUACCACAACACCAGCAAUUGAGAAGGAAUAACGUGCAUGCAUGUACUGUCUGUUUCUAAAGCACCUAUAGUGAGCCUGCUUACAUGCAGGUUAGAUUGAACUUUACUAAAUUAGCAUAUCAAAUUGCUGAUUCUGAAACUUUUUUUUAAUGUAACCAAAUGAACUGCUAUUAUGCUAUACAAUUUAAAAACACAACGUAUGUGUCAUACUUAACUUUAAUAUGAUGCACUGAUAAAUAUUACAAUAUUGUGGAG